AUGAAUGUCGAAUGCCUUUUCGAUUUCGAUUACAGUUUUAAUUGGUUAAUUCGAAUUCUUUCUUUUCAGUCUCCGCACAUCAUUCCCAAUUCUUUCUUUUCAGUUUCGACACAUCGUUUUCAAUUCUCUCUUUCAGUUUCGGCAAAUCGUUUUCAAUUCUCUCUUUCAGUUUCGGCAAAUCGUUUUCAAUUCUCUCUUUCAGUUUCGACACAUCAUUUUCAACUCUCUCUUUCAAUUCGACAAAUCAUUUUCAAUUCUCUCUUUCAGUCUCGGCAAAUCGUUUUCAAUUCUCUCUUUCAGUCUCGACAAAUCAUUUUCAAUUCUCUCUUUCUAUUUCAACACAUUCAAUUCUCUCUUUCUAUUUCAACACUUAAUUUUCAAUUCUCUCUUUCAGUUUGGGCACUUCAGUUUCAAUUCAUUAAUAAUACAAAGGGUUUCGGCGUUAUUUCAACUUGA
Dictyostelium purpureum is the source of this 456-nucleotide messenger RNA. RefSeq lists its product as uncharacterized. Lineage: Eukaryota; Evosea; Eumycetozoa; Dictyosteliales; Dictyosteliaceae. The record is from RefSeq and is a predicted model, not a curated record. The transcript has 3 exons. Bases 1 to 456 code for a protein of 151 amino acids.